CAGCUCCUCUCCGAGCUGGAUCAGCCUGCCCACAAAGGUGCCUGCCGUCCUCACCGACCAGCAGAAACAUUCACACCUCGAUUCGACGUCACCGAGACUGCUGAAUCAUAUGAGCUUUACGGAGAACUCCCAGGUCUAAACCGAGAAGACCUCUCUAUCGAAUUCUCGGAUGCGCAAUCCCUCGUCAUCAAGGGCAAGGCCCAACGAACAUUCAACUCUGAGACUGCUCAACCAGAACAAUCCACCACCAGCGAGAAAGGCAAAGAGAGAGAAUCCGAUGCUUCAUCCGAGAAGAGCCACACUGCUACUACGAGCGCACCACAGCCCAAAUUCUGGGUCGCUGAGCGCAAAGUUGGAGAGUUUGCUAGAAGUUUCUCAUUCUCUCAGAGAAUCGAGCAGGACUUUGUCAGUGCUGACUUGAAGAAUGGUAUUCUUCAUGUUGUGGUCCCAAAGAGUCAGAAACCCAAGAAGGUCAAUGUCACUGUCAACUAAAAGGAUUCGUCAUGAUGGGGAGUAAGGGAUAUAUGGCGGCAUUUGCAUAAUGGAGUUUU
Messenger RNA from Mollisia scopiformis, 551 nucleotides. Its product is annotated as HSP20-like chaperone. Gene Ontology annotation, biological process: protein folding; response to salt stress; response to heat. The record is from RefSeq and is a predicted model, not a curated record. The annotation marks the transcript as partial. The transcript is spliced from 2 exons. Lineage: Eukaryota; Fungi; Ascomycota; Leotiomycetes; Helotiales; Mollisiaceae.